This is a messenger RNA of Uloborus diversus, 568 nucleotides long. RefSeq names its product serine/threonine/tyrosine-interacting protein A-like. Gene Ontology annotation, biological process: negative regulation of SCF-dependent proteasomal ubiquitin-dependent catabolic process; negative regulation of protein binding; regulation of ERK1 and ERK2 cascade. The transcript has 9 exons. The record is from RefSeq and is a predicted model, not a curated record. Gene Ontology annotation, cellular component: nucleoplasm; cytoplasm. Bases 1 to 534 code for a protein of 177 amino acids. Gene Ontology annotation, molecular function: protein tyrosine/serine/threonine phosphatase activity; F-box domain binding. Lineage: Eukaryota; Metazoa; Arthropoda; Arachnida; Araneae; Uloboridae.
AUGAGUGCUAAAAAGCUGAGAUCAGCGAAGCUUCAAGAAAUUAUACCAGGACUUUUUCUUGGGCCGUUUUCAUGUGCCAGUAAAACUAAGUUACCUUUGUUGGAAGCAGCUGGCAUCACUCAUAUUGUUUGCGUAAGGCAUGAGUUAGAAGCAGAAUUUAUUCAACCCAACUUUCCUGAAAAAUUUGUGUAUUCUGUUAUUGACAUUGCUGAUGCUUUGACAACUAAUAUUAUUCCAUUUUUACCACAGGUUAAGCACUUCAUUGAUAGCUGUUUCAAGCAUGGAGGUAAAGUUCUAGUCCAUGGUAAUACUGGCAUAUCUAGAAGUGCUGCACUAGUCAUUGGUUAUGUUAUGGAAACAAAAAGCUUACCGUACAAUGAUGCUUUUACUUUGGUUCAGACGAAAAGGGUUUGUGUCCGUCCAAAUGAAGGUUUUAUGCAGCAGCUAAAGGAAUAUGAACCUAUCUACAAAGCUCAAAGGACGUUACUAAAUGGUCAUACAUCUAAAGUGACUGGUGAGUGUAAUAGUGUUUAGUUUUGCAAACUAUCUCCAUCGCUAACUUAAUAUC